AUGUCAGAUGCUAUGAGUGCAAAAUUUGACAAGUACUGGUCUGAUAUCCAAGGCCUCAUGGGUAUUCCUACACUCCUUGAUCCACGGUUUAAGAUUGAUAUGCUGCAUUUGUGCUUUGAAAUGCUCCUUGGUGACGAGUCCAUUAUUGAUUGUGAGAGUAAAGUUCAUGAGAUCCGUGAGUUAGUGUCUAGCCUGAUGCUUGAAUAUAAAAUGGAGAGUGAGCAAGAGAAUACAGAAGCCCAGUCUGUGUCCAUUUCUGCAAUGGAAGCUAACGAGGUGAUGUCCAUCUUCAGUGCACGAGUAGCUAGAAAGAGGCCUGCAACCAGUUUAUCCAGAACAGAGUUAGACCGCUACUUGGAUGAUAAGUAUGUGCCAGCUAAUCAAGAGAAUUUUGAUGUGUUGGAUGGUGGAAUGUUGCUGGUUCACGCUACCCAACUUUGA
Triticum turgidum subsp. durum (durum wheat) is the source of this 441-nucleotide messenger RNA. Lineage: Eukaryota; Viridiplantae; Streptophyta; Magnoliopsida; Poales; Poaceae. The record is from the annotation of a GenBank genome assembly.